UAAAUGUCAGUUGUCAGUUGUCACACAAUAUUUUUAGGUUAUAAUAUUAUAGUGGGAAUAUUUCAAUUAAAAUAUUAGUUUCUAUUUGAUUUCAUAUCAGAAAAUGGCAUUAUUAAAGAAUAUAUCGAUCAGAAGUAUAAUAUCGAAUACUCAUCGAAUUGUGUUGGCAAACAUUCGCUCCACAUCCACGGCUGUAGUUGACGAAGAUGCUCCCGUAGAAAUGGAGAAUCCAUUCAAAAAAGAAGCCCGUCAAUGUAUUUUGUGCAAGAUGAAUAUAACACCAGAUUAUAAAAACUACAGGCUCCUUUCUCAGUUCCAAAGCCCAUAUACUGGCAGGAUAUACGGAAGACACAUAACUGGAUUGUGUAAAGCAAAACAAGCUGCAGUGGAAAAAGAAAUUCGGAAAGCCCAAAAUUGUGCUUAUAUGCCAUACUACUACAAAGAUAAAUCUUUCUUGAAGGACCCCAAGCUGUUUGACCCUGAAAACCCAGUUCGUUCACAUAGAUUUUAGAAUAUUAUAAUGUUGUAGUGUAAUGUAUAUAGUAAUAAAGUGUUUGUAUUUAGA
This is a messenger RNA of Colias croceus (clouded yellow), 565 nucleotides long. RefSeq names its product 28S ribosomal protein S18c, mitochondrial (gene mRpS18C). Lineage: Eukaryota; Metazoa; Arthropoda; Insecta; Lepidoptera; Pieridae. The record is from RefSeq and is a predicted model, not a curated record. The transcript is spliced from 2 exons. Gene Ontology annotation, molecular function: structural constituent of ribosome; small ribosomal subunit rRNA binding. Gene Ontology annotation, cellular component: mitochondrial small ribosomal subunit; ribosome. The coding region runs from base 104 to 511 and encodes 135 amino acids. Gene Ontology annotation, biological process: mitochondrial translation.